This is a messenger RNA of Mesorhabditis spiculigera, 441 nucleotides long. Lineage: Eukaryota; Metazoa; Nematoda; Chromadorea; Rhabditida; Rhabditidae. The record is from the annotation of a GenBank genome assembly.
AUGCGUGGCAUGCCUUCCGGUGCCCUCCUCCUCGCCCUCCUUGGAGCUCUGCUCCCCUACUGCUUCGCAGAGACCAGGACAUGUACUCAGAUCCUUGCCGCGGGACCUGGGGAUGAAGCUCAACAGCAAGCGCUUCUCCUCUGCCAACUCAGCGAAUCAUCGACCCUCCUUGCCCAGCUUGGAGGCCUUGUUGCUGAGGGACUUGACCGACUCAUGAUUGCCCACGGAAUUGCCGACGACAGCGAGGAGCAACAAAGCGGUGACAUGGAGAAGCGCAAGCACGAAUACCUGCGAUUCGGAAAGAGAAAGCACGAGUACUUGCGAUUCGGCAAGAGGAAGCACGAGUACUUGCGUAAGCGUGUCGCAUUAAAAAUGUUGACGCCGCGCCGCUCGCUCACCGCAUUGUGGCCCCCGCAAAUCCGCCCACCAUUUCCUCACUUU